This is a messenger RNA of Crotalus tigris (Tiger rattlesnake), 3327 nucleotides long. RefSeq names its product LIM domain binding 2 (gene LDB2). The coding region runs from base 625 to 1746 and encodes 373 amino acids. Gene Ontology annotation, molecular function: LIM domain binding. The transcript has 8 exons. Gene Ontology annotation, cellular component: nucleus; transcription regulator complex. Gene Ontology annotation, biological process: nervous system development; positive regulation of transcription by RNA polymerase II; negative regulation of transcription by RNA polymerase II. NCBI's taxonomy places the organism in Eukaryota, Metazoa, Chordata, Lepidosauria, Squamata, Viperidae. The record is from RefSeq and is a predicted model, not a curated record.
GUGUGGGAAUCAAAGCUGGAGAGCGGAGCUCAGAGGAAGCUGGGCCACCACUCCCCAACCUAAAGCCUCCCCGCCAAAGGGGCGGGGAGGUAAGGCAUUCUUCGGGCAGCGCAGAACAGCGCCCCCCACCAAGCCCAGGUCUGCACGACCCUCUUCCGAGGAGACGGAGUGACGCUGAACGAAGUCCUCGCUUGGCACUGGGAGGGGGGGCGGCUCUCCUUCGGGCCAUUGCGCGCGCCUGCCCGCCUGCGCGGUCUCUCCAUUUCUACAUCUCCCACUCUGCCUCUUUCCCUGCAUCUUUAGGGUCGGUUCCAGCAGGGGCUCCCGUGUGGUCGGGAAGUGACCUCCCUGCUGUCGUCGCCGUUUUCCAACCCGGGUGGAGAGCUUGCAUCCCAGCGGCACCCCCCCACCUGCCUCCCUGCCUGCCUCUCCUUCUCCAGCGGCGGCAGCAUCGCUUCCCAACCAGCCGCGUACCCCGCCUCCCUUCCCUUCCUGCCUGCCCGCCUUCCUGCCUGCUCCCGCCCGUGCGCCUUUUAUUUUGCAGGGCGCAGAGCCCCCAGCCCAUGUGCUCGCCCAGCGCUCCCCUGCGGCGCGCCUCGCCUUCAGCCCGGGCCAACAGGCACGAUGUCAACCACGUCGCACGACCCCUUCUACUCCUCGCCCUUCGGUCCCUUCUACCGACGCCACACGUCCUACAUGGUGCAGCCCGAGUACCGAAUCUACGAGAUGAACAAGCGGCUGCAGGUUCGCUCCGAGGACAGUGACAACUUGUGGUGGGAUGCCUUUGCAACAGAGUUUUUUGAAGAUGAUGCAACCGUAACACUUUCCUUUUGUUUGGAAGAUGGACCAAAGCGAUACACCAUUGGAAGGACCCUCAUCCCUCGUUAUUUUAGCACUAUCUUUGAAGGAGGAGUGACAGACCUGUAUUACAUCCUCAAGCACUCAAAAGAAUCCUAUCAUAGCUCCUCCAUCACAGUGGAUUGUGAUCAGUGCACCAUGGUCAGCCAACAUGGAAAACCUAUGUUUACAAAGGUAUGCACAGAAGGACGUCUGAUCUUGGAAUUUACUUUUGAUGACCUUAUGAGAAUAAAAACAUGGCACUUUACAAUUAGACAAUACAGAGAACUUGUCCCUCGCAGUAUUUUAGCCAUGCAUGCACAAGACCCUCAGAUUUUGGAGCAGUUGUCCAAAAACAUCACUCGCAUGGGUCUGACUAACUUCACCCUCAACUACCUCAGGUUGUGUGUAAUAUUGGAACCAAUGCAAGAACUUAUGUCAAGGCAUAAAACGUAUAAUUUAAGUCCUCGGGACUGCUUGAAAACAUGUUUGUUUCAAAAAUGGCAGCGGAUGGUGGCACCUCCAGCAGAGCCUGCAAGACAGCCCAGCACCAAACGGAGAAAAAGGAAAAAUUCCACCAGCAGUACCUCCAACAGCAGUGUCGGGAAUAACAUCAACAGCACCAACAGCAAGAAGAAAGCCUCAGCAGUGAACUUGAGCCUUGCCAGUCAGGUACCUGAUGUGAUGGUUGUUGGGGAACCCACUCUGAUGGGUGGAGAAUUUGGUGAUGAAGACGAGCGGCUGAUCACUAGACUGGAGAACAUGCAAUAUGAUGCAGCCAAUGGUCUGGAUGAUGAUGAAGACUUCAACAAUUCCCCUGCCCUAGGUAAUAACAGUCCUUGGAACAAUAAAACUUCUACCAACCAGGAGACCAAGUCUGAGAACCCCACAACCCAGGCUUCCCAGUAGAGCUCCAUACCCAUCCCCUGCUCGGCUGGUAACAGCAACUAACCCUCAUCUCACAGCAUUCCAUAGGUAAGCAGAACAAAAACCUCUAGAUUUUCCACAAAGAUAGAAGCUAUUUAUAGAUGUACAGCUUUUUUGAAAUUAGAAAAAAAAAUUGUAAGCACCCAGGGGAUAAUCUUGGAAACUCGUGGCACUGACCUCAGUGAAACUAAAUAUGUAAGUAGCACCUCAUGAUGAUUUUUCACAUUUCAAUGGAGGAUUUUUCCCCAGAAUAAUCCCUUUUUAUUCUAUAAAGGCCAUAUCUUCUGUCAGUGCUCAGGAUCAAAUGACUUUUUUUUACCAUGAUAAAGGACAUCCUGGCUUUUCUUAUUCUACAAUAUAAAUGGGAAGAGCAGACAAUUUGGAAACAAUUUUCUGUCUAUGCCAUUGAUUUUUCUGGUGAUCCAUUUGAGAAGGCAAGAGGCAGAAGAGGAGAAGAUUUUUUUUUUAUCAGGCUCCAGAAAGAGCUUAUUGUUAUUAUUUAAAAAACACAGUAGCAAAGCUUUAUCAUUUAGUCUACAUAUUCUGGGCUGAAACCUUUCCCCAUUUGAAUCAGCAAAUGAGGACCAGAAGAUCUGAGGCCACAUGGUGGAGAAUGCUACUGUAAUGUUUGAAAUUAAAAUAUUUUCUCAGAGAAGCAAAUCAAGCUUUCUGGGACAGCAAUGAUUCAGCCAUUAUAAUGUCAGCUUUAUUAAAUAUCCAACCAUCCUAAUGUUGCUAGUUACAAAAUACAGCCUUGAUAUUUCAAAUGAUAAGCCUUUAAGCUGUUGCAAUAAGAUGAUAACACUACCCCAAUAUCUUUUUUUUAUGGCUCUGAUCCAUAGCAGAGCAGGCAUGUUGCCACUCUGAAACCUGAAAACUCCAGUCCCAAAGAUGAUUGGUAAAACUUUAGGUUUCUUGAAAGGGUGUGUGUGUGAGCAUGCAUAUCUAGCUAUGUGACUGGCUAAGAAUAAUUGUGAGAUCAAAGUUACACAUGUUUAAUUCUCCUGAAGUCUUUCUUAACAUCUCCAUAAUUUUCUCUUUUCUGGCACAGGUUGACCAUCUCUUUUGCCUUUUUUCACUCCCAUUUCUAUUCUUCAUUGCUUUCAGGCAAACAAUGUAACAGAUUCCAAAUCAAAGUUUUCCAAACCUUUGUGAAAAGCACUGAAACAAUUAUAAAUGCCGUUUUGUUUCAUCAAAGAUGUAGCAAAUAUUUUUAUGUGGAAGGAGGGUAGCUGUACCCCAUGAAUGUUUAUGCUUUGUAAAAUUGCUGUUGAUCUGAAUUUUGAAAGCCAUGUAAUCCAUCAAUUUUGUGAACAAUUUGAACAAAAACCAAUUUGGGUUCUUAUUGCAUAUUGUUUAUUUGGUUCUUUUCAUGCUUUAUUUCUUGUAUAAUAAUAUUUUUUGUAAAGUUUUUCAAAUUAAUUAAUUUUGAUUAUAAUGUAUUUAUGUGAAACUUUAUAAAAUAAACUAUUUUUUUCAUUUAGAUAUUUUCAAUUCAUCAUGUAAAAAACACAGUGAGUUGAUGUGUUGUGUUACAGCUGUAUUUUAUGUUUGCUUUGCCAA